Medicago truncatula (barrel medic) is the source of this 1034-nucleotide messenger RNA. RefSeq names its product probable E3 ubiquitin-protein ligase XERICO. Lineage: Eukaryota; Viridiplantae; Streptophyta; Magnoliopsida; Fabales; Fabaceae. The coding region runs from base 251 to 718 and encodes 155 amino acids. Gene Ontology annotation, molecular function: zinc ion binding. The record is from RefSeq and is a predicted model, not a curated record. The transcript is spliced from 2 exons.
CCUAGUAGUGUUAAGUGGGGUAUAUGGCUCUAUAAAGCAAAAGAGAAAAGGGAGAGAAAAACACAAUAUCAAAAACUCACUUCUUGUAACAAAAACAACCUCUUCACAAAUUGUUCUUGUUGACCCACAUCACAAAUCCUCAAAUCCUUUAUCUGUAAACUAUUAACAAGAUCAAAAUAGUUUCCAUUGAUAAAUUCUGCUUCAAAAUACACAUUGCAUCAUAAAGUGUAUCACAAAUUUGUUCAUCAAAAUGGGCCUAUCAAGUCUUCCAGCACAAUCUGAAGGAGUGUUAUGCAUCAUUCUAGUAAACACUGCCAUGUCAAUAUCCAUAUUCAAAGGCAUUAUAAGGACUAUCCUGCACAUUGUUGGUAUCAUUGCUUCACCAUCUUCCUCUCCUUCCCAAGACUACAUUCCUCAAAACAUACCUGAGUCAUAUGAAAUCCAUCUAAGUCCUUCAGAUGAUUUCGUUGAAGAGUUCAGAAGCAGAACACCAACACUUAGGUUUGAUAGUGUGUGUAAUAGCUGCAAAGAACCUGAACAUGAUUGCUCAGUGUGUCUCACUCAAUUUGAACCUGAAUCAGAGAUAAACUAUUGCAUAUCAUGUGGCCAUGUUUUUCAUAAAGUGUGUUUGGAGAAGUGGUUGGAUUAUUGGAACAUUACAUGUCCACUUUGUAGGAGUCCUUUAAUUCCUGAAGAUGAUGCAUCUUGCUUAUGGUAAGAGCAAUGAUUGAAGCAUGCACAAAAUAUCUAAUGGAGAGGUUACUUCAUGUACAGUAUAUAGUGUGUAAAUAUCUGUGACAGUUUUGAUGUACCUAUCUAUGUAUCUGACUUUUUCUUUAGUCUUCUUAGUGCUUUUGCCUUUUAUGAUGUAGAGUUAGUGGAGGGUUUUGUUUACCUUGUUUUUUUUCCUUUUCUGUAUCAUAUGUUUGCCACAUAUGAGAUUAGGGAUAUAUAUACUUUUUGGUUAUUUGUGUUUGUCCAUAAUGACCUCCUUGUUAAUUAUCUGAUAUUAUAGAAGUCCCUUUUUCUCUUUU